UGAUCGUCUGGCGGAGAGCCGACCUAGCAAUGCUGACCUUUUCAACUUGGAUGCUAUCAGCAACGUACGACAUUAUUUGCGCACCAAAGCGGAUACGAUAAGUAAUGUGGGACAUGAAGCAGGUACAAAGGAGGAGCGCUGCUCCAAUAAUACGCUGUGUUUCUAUUCGGACGUUUUUGUGUAGCCUCAUUGAGGGCUUUAUGUAUCCGAGCAUGCUCCUGAAAGUCGCCGACAACUGUGAAGCCGGAGACUUGUUGCAAACCAGGGCAGAUCCAAUGGGUGCUCAUGAAGAAAUCAGUGGCAUAUGACUUGUAUAAAUUACGCUUUGCAGAGCACACAGCAAGGCGCAGCAUCACAUCGUAUCGCAAGGCAAGGUACAUUUGAACAGUAUGUCAGUUCCACACCACGAGAACGACACAGGGCAGGUGUCAGACUGGUUCGAGGAGCGCCCAAUCAACAAGGCCAGUCGUCAACAGAUUGCUCGUGCAAUUGUCGAUAGGGCCGCCUUUGUAGGCAUCGACUGGGCUAAGCUUCCUGGUGGCACAGAAACGGGCAAGACAGUGCACAUGCUGGACUAUGCGUGCGGGCCCGGGUUCCUGAGUAAGAUAUUCGGACCAUACGUAUCUUCUAUACACGCAGUCGAUGUAUCUUCUGCCAUGAUUGAGAAAUACAUCAACAACAUAGAUACGUUCGGCCUUACUCGCGAAAAGAUUGCAUUCAUGGUCGGCAACUUGCUGUCAGACCCGCCCGAGCCUUCCUCGCUCGACAGCGAAGAGUAUAGCGAUUUCGACCUCAUCACAGUCGGCGCAGCUCUGCACCAUUUCCCCUCUGCGAAGGACGCUCUCCGGCUCUUAGGGCGCAGGCUGAAGCCUGGAGGCGUCCUUCUCAUUCAGGAUCUGUACAGCUACGUUACAAGCGAAGCUGUUCAAGAGGCAGGCAAAGCGAAACAUCCACAACAGAAGGAGAGUGACAUGGCGUCGAUGAUGCGGGAGGCUGGGUUGAUCGAUUUCCACUUUGAGGUGCUGCAGGGAAACUUCGAGAUUGAGCUACCAAGCGAAGAGGUGGGUCAGAUCCGGUGCUUCAUUGCGAGGGGUGCGAGGCCGCUGAGCUAGACUCAGGAGUGGUUAACAUCGCAAGCGUCGUUAUGGGAGUUUAGUAUGCGAAUUCCAUAGUGAUAUCUUGUCAAAUGAUCACGUUAUUUGUGGGGAACCUCGGAAGUCUAAGGUAUUUGGUGUAGCGCACGUGUGGCGUAAGUGUGGCACAGCCAAAG
Molecule: messenger RNA, 1270 nt
Organism: Alternaria rosae
Lineage: Eukaryota; Fungi; Ascomycota; Dothideomycetes; Pleosporales; Pleosporaceae
Product: S-adenosyl-L-methionine-dependent methyltransferase
Exons: 4
Coding region: 390-1112 (240 amino acids)
Source: RefSeq, a predicted model, not a curated record